This is a messenger RNA of Pyrus x bretschneideri (Chinese white pear), 1563 nucleotides long. Its product is annotated as glycine-rich cell wall structural protein 1.0. NCBI's taxonomy places the organism in Eukaryota, Viridiplantae, Streptophyta, Magnoliopsida, Rosales, Rosaceae. Gene Ontology annotation, molecular function: RNA binding. The record is from RefSeq and is a predicted model, not a curated record.
CAUACUUUGUCUCUCUCCUCUCUUCAGUGUUCUCUGACUCUCUCGCUCCUCCGCUAGGGUUUUAUAGGGUUUUCUGUUUCUCCCAAAUCCAAAAGUUCCGAAACGCCAUGGAAAAGUUUCAGAGAGUCGAGAAGCCGAGGCCCGAAUUGCCCAUCAACGAGAACGAGAUCCGCAUCACCACCCAAGGCGCUAUCAGAAACUACAUCAGCUAUGCCACCACUCUGCUGCAGGAUAAGCGCGGAAAAGAAAUCGUCUUGAAGGCAAUGGGACAGGCAAUUAACAAGACAGUUGCAAUUGCUGAAAUUAUAAAGAAUAGAAUUCCCUUGUUGCAUCAAGAAACUGCCAUCAGCUCUGUAAGCAUAACUGAUGUGUUUGAACCGAUGGAAGAAGGUCUUCUCCCUGUGGAAACGACUCGUCAUGUCUCAAUGAUUUCAAUCACAUUAUCAACUAAGGAGCUAAACACAAAUUCUCCUGGGUAUCAAGCCCCAUAUGUUGCGGAUCAAUCAAAGCCACAGCCGAAGUACCAACAGCAGCAGCAACCAAAACAAACACGUGUUUCUUACAAUGCUGUUAAUGAAGGUGAUGAUUCAUAUGGCCGAGGACGGGGACGUGGUAGAGGAAGAGGCCGGAAUUGGGGCAGGGGUGGAGGAGGGUAUGGCAAUUAUCAAGGCGGAUAUGGAAAUCAUCAAGGUCGAUCUGGGAACUAUCAAGGUGGUUAUAGAAACUAUCAAGAUAAUGGUGGAUAUUCAAAUCGGGGACAAGGUGGUGGACGUGGUAGGGGUUGGGGUAACCGUGGUUCUGGUGGUGGGUAUGAAAGAGGUGCUGGUAGCUAUGAAAGAGGUUCUGGCGGUGGAUAUGAAAGAGGUUCUGGCGGUGGGUAUGAAAGAGGUUCUGGCAGUGGGUAUGAAAGAGGCGGUGCUGGCGGUUAUGAAAGAGGUGCUGGUGGUGGAUAUGAAAGAGGUGCUGGUGGUGGAUAUGAAAGAGGUUCUGGCGGUGGGUAUGAAAGAGGUUCUGGCGGUGGGUAUGAAAGAGGCGGUGCUGGCAGAGGUUAUGAAAGAGGUGGUGCUGGUGGAGGUUAUGAAAGAGGCGGUGCUGGUGGCUAUGAGAGAGGCGGUGCUGGUGGAUAUGAGAGAGGCGGUGCUGGUGGAUAUGAACGAGGUGGCAGAGGUGGAGGGGGCAGAGGGUACAACCGAGCAAGAGGACGGACGGGUGGGCACACAAGAGGUGAUGGAACUGGAAACCAAGUAUAAUCUAAAAUUGGUGAUAUUUUUUGCUUCAGCUACAAUGCAUAUGCCCUUUGGCCCGUGAGGGUGGGUUUUCAUGAGAGUACUGUUUCAAUGGCGUGAAAUGUGGCCUUUCGAUGUUUGGCGUUGUUUAAUCAGUUUCUAUUUUGAUGUUUCCUCCUGCAUUGCAUUAUAUUUUUGUGGGUAUGGGCAGCCUUGUUUUGGGUCUUGCAUUUAGCCGCCGGGUCAAAAAAGUGGUCGGUUCUAGUAUUGCUGUAAUUCUUUUGACAUUAUUGUAUCUAGUGCUUCCUUAAAAUAUAUCUUUAUUUCUUUAAAACUA